Molecule: messenger RNA, 747 nt
Organism: Prorocentrum cordatum
Lineage: Eukaryota; Dinophyceae; Prorocentrales; Prorocentraceae
Source: the annotation of a GenBank genome assembly
AUGAAGCGCCCCGCGGCGGCCGCUCCUGCCGCGUCGGAGGUGCGGAGCGCCGCGGGCGUCUCGAAGAGGCCUGCGACCGCGGAGGCUGCUGGAGGGCCUCUGAACAUCAGCGGCAACUGGUCGAUGACGGUCAUGGAUACGGGGCAGAACUUCAAGUACACUUGGAUUCAUUCCCCUGGCAGCAAAAGCUUCGAGGGCAACCUUGUUGGAACUGGUGUCAUAUCCCAGGCUAGUCUGAAGGGCCGCGAAGUCCGCUGGACUGUGGGGGACGUGUGCUGCUCGGCAAGGCUCCAUGGGGACGGCGUGAGCCUUGUCGAUGGGAAGUACUGGAAGCAAGGGAGCAAGUCUAUGCUGGGGAGAUUCACUGGACAGCGGCGAGGCGAUCUAGGGCGGCUGGGCGCUGGAGCCUCAGGGCCGCCGCUGGCCCCGAGGCCGGGCGCGGGCCGGGUCGGGCAGCUCGCGGGGCAGCCCGCGGGGCAGAGCUUCGGCCAGAGGAUGCAGGCGGCGAAGAGGCAGCGGGAGGCGGACGAGAUGGCAGAUUUCGUCGUGGGCGGGAACGGCCACGAGGACGACAGCGAUUACGGCGGUGGCGCCACGGAGGAUUCCGACGACGAGGAGGGCGAUAUUCAGGAGGAAGAUGACGAGUCCAGCUUAGACGAGGGGAGGCUGGAGCGUAUGAGCGGAGGUGCCCGCAGGCGGCCCGCCUCGGCGGGCGCGCCGGGGAGGCAGGCGGGGCGCCGCUGGUGA